GAUAAGGAGGAGAACAGUGCACGCAGUUCGCCAUGGCUUUUUGCACGUCUCGUCCUGGUGUCAGCAUGCUUGUUUUCGUAUAUGCCUUGUACCACUUUCUGGCUUUCUUGGGAGAAACUGUCUUCAACAUGCUUCGUAUCGGCCAGCUUGAUCAUACAGAAGUAGCUCCAGAAUACGCCAGGGCCGGUCUCCACGGUCUCUUCCGACUUAUGUGCAUCUUUAUGUGCUCCUUUUGGAUUGUCAGCGCCAACAACGACGACAUGCGGGGAAUGCGUGCAGCUUUCACGUUCGUUAUGAUCCGCUGCCUCACCUAUGCCAUGUACGCUGCAUGUGACGCCCUCUACGAGACUUUCCUUAUGCCAGAUACGCUUCUCAACCACAUCGCCUUAGCGUCGACGAUUCCACUGUACAUGAGAUUCUCAACAGCGACUUUUGAGUUUCUCUUGGACGCAUUUCUUUUGACUCGGAUGCGAGCUUAUUAUGACUUGGCGUCACGAAUUGCCUGUAGCACCGCAGCAGUUGCAGCGAUACAGGCGUCUGGAGCAGCACUCCGAAGUCCACAGCCCACUCCAACGCCUCAGUGACAUAAAAGAAACGCUAUUAAAUCCUAUUUAACCUCUCA
Messenger RNA from Ornithodoros turicata, 622 nucleotides. RefSeq lists its product as uncharacterized. Lineage: Eukaryota; Metazoa; Arthropoda; Arachnida; Ixodida; Argasidae. The transcript has 7 exons. The record is from RefSeq and is a predicted model, not a curated record. Bases 33 to 584 code for a protein of 183 amino acids.